Aspergillus sclerotioniger CBS 115572 is the source of this 1217-nucleotide messenger RNA. RefSeq lists its product as uncharacterized. Gene Ontology annotation, biological process: regulation of DNA-templated transcription; DNA repair. Gene Ontology annotation, molecular function: DNA-binding transcription factor activity; sequence-specific DNA binding; methyltransferase activity. NCBI's taxonomy places the organism in Eukaryota, Fungi, Ascomycota, Eurotiomycetes, Eurotiales, Aspergillaceae. The record is from RefSeq and is a predicted model, not a curated record. Bases 35 to 745 code for a protein of 236 amino acids. The transcript has a single exon.
CAUUUGUACAGUUGCAAAUUCUGAUGCCAACAAUAUGCAGACACAAACACCGAGCACGUCAACGUGCUCAAGCAUGUAUCAGACCCCCCACUCCCGCUGGACUGCUUUGUCCCACCGCGCCCCCGCAACUCACUCGUCCUUCAUCUACGGCGUCAAGUCCACCAAGAUCUACUGCCGCCCCACCUGUCCCGCUCGUCUUGCCCGAAGAGCCAAUAUUAUCUUCUACGACACAGCAGAUCAAGCGCAACGCGACGGCUUCCGUCCAUGCAAACGAUGCAAGCCAGAUACUGCGGGAUUUGCUGGAGAGAGGGAGGAGGUGGUCACCAAGGUCAUAGCGCUGUUACGAAUACAAAAAAAUGACAGGAUGAUGAGACGAGGGGUGAAGGAACUUGCAAAAGAAGUCGGAGUAUCGACCAGCUAUCUCUGCCGAGUGUUCAAGAAAACGAUGGGAAUUACAAUAGGGAGUUACAUGACAGAGUUUGAGAAGGAGGCUAGUGGGAAUGAGACCGAGACUGAAAUCUCAAUUCAACCGCUUGAAAGGUUUAUGCCAGGGGUGGUGGUUGCCGGAACCGAUCUCUACACGCCACCUAUCUUAGCGAACGGCCCUGCAGUGCCGAUUGAUGAAUCUGAAGGUGGGUUGAGAGAGGGUGUGGGAAACCUUCAAGACGCUUUGGACUUCAAUCUGGACGAAUGGUUUUGGUUUGACGAGUUUUGGAAUCAAGGUUCAACUACAACCAGCGUCUGAUGAUGUGCCGUGGCGGUGGCUUAGUCGUUGAUCACGGGUACUGCCAUACCUCUAUCCUGGCGGUUUAUACCAUGGCUAGUCUCACGCUAGCUGAACACGACUUAUCCGGUAGGAAAAUAUAUCUCUAGCCUGACAUAUCGAACCAUUCGGCGUUAUGCUGCUUUAGCGAGCUGCAUUCCGCUAUACCGAGGAGGAUAAGGCGCUAGUACAAAUAGCUCAGGGAGCAGUACAUAUGAAGCAUGUCUGAAUCUUAUGUAGUAAGAUUGCAGCAAGGCGCACGGUCCUCAGAUGAAGACGGACAUUCCUUGCGGGUAUGUGCCAGAACCGGGAUAUGCUUCGUCAAGUUACAGUUUGCGUGAACGAGCCAAGCAAAUUUUAGAGAGUGAGUGAGUACAUGCUAAGGGACACACUCGUAACGGCCUACGAAUUACCUUCCAUAACAGGAAAAUGUUGAAGGUUGGGUGAUACGAUG